Molecule: messenger RNA, 4850 nt
Organism: Silurus meridionalis
Lineage: Eukaryota; Metazoa; Chordata; Actinopteri; Siluriformes; Siluridae
Gene: dnmt3bb.1
Product: DNA (cytosine-5-)-methyltransferase 3 beta, duplicate b.1
Exons: 22
Coding region: 361-2793 (810 amino acids)
Biological process (GO): negative regulation of transcription by RNA polymerase II
Cellular component (GO): nucleus
Molecular function (GO): DNA (cytosine-5-)-methyltransferase activity, acting on CpG substrates; DNA binding
Source: RefSeq, a predicted model, not a curated record
UUCGCGUCGGUGUGAUUCGGGGGAAAAGGUCACGCCUGAGCAGUUCGGCCGCCAGCGAGCAAGAGACGAGAACAGAUUUACAUAUACGCCCCAAGGGUUUAAAUGCGUGGAUGAGCUCGAGGUGAAGUGUGACUCGCUGCUACGGCUUUGGCAAAACCUCGGGAGAAAAGGGAUCUCGCCAGUAUCGUGUUUGUCCCGCGCCUGGAACACGAGCACUCCUGCAACAGGUAAGUUUCAUUCCUCUUCUGCAUCGAGCUGCUCGGAGCGCGCGCUCGUUCGCCGAGUUCAACGGCACGCGCUCAGACCUCACACUUCCACAAGCUCAGCAGACAAGAAAACUACAAAACGACCCAAACAGCGAUGCCGUCCAACAAGUAUUCCUCAGCUAUCAUGGCGGAAAGUGACAAGAUGACAGCCACGGCUGCUGUAAAUGGUGACAUGUCCACAGUUGAGGGUUUGUCAGAGAAUGACAGCGGACUGGAGAUGACUAAUGAGAACAGCCCCUUAACUGGGGCGGAACCACCCUCACCGUUCAGCCCCAAACAGAAUGGGGGUGCAGCAUCACCUGCAGAUGAGAGUGUGAACAGCCUGACAAGGAAGAGAUCUCGGAAGCGUUCUGAAACAGAUUACGAGAGUGCCUGGGACUCAUGCAGUGAGGAAAAGGCUGAUCUGGGUUCAGGCUGUGGUUCUGGUCUUAGACAGAGGCCUCGUCCCAGGACCAUCUUCCAGGCUGGACUUACAGCUCAGGCGAAACCCCACAACAGAGAGAGGGGCCACGUCAAGCAGGAGCCAAGCAUUCUGGUUCCUAGUCUUUCUGAAGGCCCCCAGCUGGAGCUGAUGGAGCAGGACUCUAAAGACUCAGCUCAAAGCAGUGCAACAUCCACCUCCACAACCGACACCGGCAGCCAGCCUGAAUACAAUGACAAUAAGGGCUUUGGAAUCGGAGAGCUGGUAUGGGGCAAAAUUAAAGGUUUCUCCUGGUGGCCUGGUAUGGUGGUGACCUGGCGAGCGACUGGGAAGAGACAGGCAUCGCAUGGCAUGCGCUGGUUACAGUGGUUUGGUGAUGGCAAAUUCUCUGAGGUGUCUGCUGACAAACUGGAUUCCAUCACAGCCUUUUCCAAGUUUUUUAAUUUGUCCUCUUACACCAAGCUGGCUUCCUACCGCAGAGCGAUAUUCCAAGCCCUCGAGAUGGCUAGCAUCCGUGCUGAGAAGACGUUUCCUCUGUGUAAAUCGGAUAAUCCAGAGGACCAGGUGAAACCCAUGCUGGACUGGGCUCACAGCGGCUUCUUGCCCAAAGGAAAGGAGGGCCUCAAACCCAAAGAAAACUCCCCUGAGUGCUGUUUGUUCCCAGCAGCUCCAGAGAGCACAACGCUGCAGGCCAAACUUCUGGAGUCCAAUCCGCCAGAGCUUGCACCGUCUGCUAAGAGGGCCAGACUCAGCAUGUGCAAGGCCAAAUCAGCCAGUGAGGACAUCUACAGCAGAGAACAAAUGGUUCAUGAAGUCUUGAAAAAUCACAGAAGUAUAGAAGAGUUCUGCCUGUCUUGUGGCAAGACAAGAGCAGCAACCUUCCACCCACUGUUUGAAGGAGGCCUGUGUCAAGCAUGCAAGGAUGUAUAUUUAGAGAUCUCCUACAUGUAUGAUGACGAUGGCUAUCAGUCGUACUGUACGGUAUGCUGUGGAGGUCGGGAAGUGCUACUUUGUGGGAACGCCAACUGCUGCAGGUGUUUCUGUGUGGACUGUUUGGACCUGCUGGUUGGUGCAGGAGCAUCAAACAGUGCACGUGAUUUAGACCCGUGGCUGUGUUAUAUGUGUCAGCCGUUGCAGCCGUAUGGCGUGCUGAAGAGACGUCACGACUGGAGCCUUAAACUGCAGGAGUUCUUUGUAAAUGACAAAGGACAGGAGUUUGAAAGCCCCAAAAUUUACCCAGCAGUUCCAGCAGAGCAAAGGCGUCCGAUUCGAGUGCUGUCACUGUUUGAUGGCAUUGCUACAGGCUAUCUGGUGCUGAAGGAUUUGGGCUUUAAGAUUGAUGCAUACAUUGCCUCAGAGGUGUGCGAGGACUCCAUAUCCGUGGGAGUCGUCCGACAUGAAGGAAAAAUCCAAUAUGUGAACGAUGUUCGAAAUAUCACCCGGAAAAAUAUGGCAGAAUGGGGACCGUUCGACUUGGUGAUUGGUGGAAGCCCGUGUAAUGACCUGUCGAUUGUCAAUCCAGCUAGGAAGGGGCUUUAUGAAGGGACUGGCCGUCUGUUCUUCGAGUUUUAUCGUCUGCUGAGUGAAGCAAAGCCAAAAGAGGGAGAAGACCGACCCUUCUUCUGGAUGUUUGAGAACGUAGUCGCGAUGGGUGUCAACGACAAACGAGACAUUUCGCGCUUCCUCGAGUGUAAUCCAGUAAUGAUCGAUGCUAUUGAAGUGUCAGCUGCUCACCGAGCUCGAUAUUUCUGGGGCAACCUGCCAGGAAUGAAUAGGCCUCUGUGUGCCUCUGGCAUGGAUAAGCUAGAACUACAGGACUGCCUGGAACAUGGCCGCCUUGCUAAGUUUGGAAAGGUGCGGACCAUCACAACACGCUCCAACUCCAUCAAGCAGGGUAAAGACCAGCAUUUUCCUGUCAUCAUGAAUGGUAAAGAAGACAUUCUGUGGUGCACAGAGCUUGAGAGGAUUUUCGGCUUUCCUGUCCACUACACAGACGUGUCCAACAUGGGGCGCGGAGCCAGACAGAAACUGCUGGGUCGCUCAUGGAGUGUUCCAGUCAUCCGCCAUCUAUUUGCACCUCUGAAGGAUUACUUUGCCUGUGAAUAACAGCCAAAGUGUCCACUCUAAUCAGGCCAAGUUACACAGGCGUAAUACCUGCAGCAACAAAGCACCAAAAGUCUUUACAAGACACAGGGGAACGUGAGGUUUAGUUUGUUUUUGCCUCAUUUGAGACCUGCGCAAGGUUUUGUCCAGCAGGUGAUGCUGUUGCUUUUAGCCAACAAGUCUAAUGUUAGGUUUUUAUGGGCCUACAGUAUUUACAGUAGGCAUUAACUGAGGGUUACACAUCUUCAAACGCAUAACAUUUCACACAAAAAUACUUGAUUUUCAGAGAUCUUGUUUCACUUAAUGAUGUUUUCACUACCUUGAUAGCCAGAAAUGGUUAAUAGAUUUAUCUUGAUAGACAAAGCUGACAUUCUGGUGAAGAUUUAACAUUAUAUCCCACUAAAACACACACUAAAAAAACGUGUUUUCUGUCAGGUAUGUGGCAUUAAAAUCUCUAUUACAAUAGUUUACUUAAAAAAGAGUUGUCAGGGAAGUCUUUUAGCAGUUCAAUCUUUAGUUUCUAGUGGAACUUUGUAGUAAGAUUUAACAUCCCUUAACUUUUUGUUGCUUCUCAGUGAAUUGUAAAAGUGAUUAUUUGCCAGAAUGUCAGAGUUGUUUACAGGUUAUUUUAGAGUGUGAGGUAUUUAAGCAUAAAAAAGGUCAGUCAUGCCAAAGAUCAAAACACACAGACUGAGUCUUAAUUUCAAGUCACAGCAUGAUUCCUUACAGUUUGAAUUCCCCAAAAGGGAAAGUUGUUGUUUUUUUUAGAAUAUUUUGUUCAUUGUUGUUGUUUGUGUAGUGACUGUGGAUUGUUUGACCUUUGUCAAGCAUUUCUAAUGCAUUCCUUGUUCUAUAAGUCUUUUUACACAAAGAAAUACUUGAAACGAGUGCAUUGGUGCAAAUUCUAAGCUGUGAGCCCACACAAUUUAUAUUUGCAAACAUUUUUCUACAAAGAACUGCAGAUUAUAAGAGCUUUCAAUACAAUUAAUCUGGAAAAAAAAUGUUUAGAAGGUAAAGCAUUGUAAAACAAGCCAAAUGUACAAUUUCUAUGUAGACAGUUUAUUUGAUAUGUUAGAAUUUUAAAUAUAUUACCAGUAAUAAAAAAGAAAACAGAUUCAGGGCUUCACAUUCAGGGCUUUUUAAAAAAAAAAUGCAUCAAAAUACAGUAAUUACUAAUAACACACAGGGUACUGUUCUUAUAUGUUUACAUUCCUAACUGGUUUUUAGGGUCUUCACAUAGACCUUCACUGGAACUGUAUUAUGAAAGCGCCUCCCUAAAAGAUGAGGACUGAUUUUAGUACCUGAGGUUCUUUACUGCUGUUUCUUGUUGUUGGGUGCUCUAUCAUAAAAGGUUGCAUUUUUGUACUCCUUCCUUUAUACAUUCCUUUUUUUUUAUUAUAAUAAUUUUCAAAUAUAUUUUUUUAAACUUAUGGUGCCUUUUGAAGUACAAUUCAUCUUGGAGCCUUUUUGAUUACUUUAAAACAGAACGUGAUACAAUAUUAGAUAUGCCUGCUUCAGAACGACUACUGUCCACAAUUUAAGCUAGACAUUAUUGUUAAUCUUUUUAAGACAGUAUGCAGAAAUAUCUUUGUUUUCGUAUAUCAUGUAAAACAGAAGUUUUCUAUCACUUUCAUUUGCAUUACAAAAUGACAACUACAAACUUCUAUUAGCCCAAAAUGUAGGUCUUUGUUAAAACAAAAUAGCACAAAGUACUGCCUAUUUUUCCACAUUGUUUAGACUUUAUAUUGUAGUGUUUUAAUAUUUGUUUAAAAACCUAACAUUUUAUAUAGUAGUUCUUUUAAACGUGUUGCAUAAAUGUUUGUCAUUUACUUGAUGUUUGGUAAAAUAAAAACAUAUUAGCACUGAAAACUUACAUAUUAACAGUACAUUUUAUACAAAGUCCAUUUUGGAGAAUUUUUGAUAAAUACUCCAUGACUUUAUUUUUAUACUUUUGUACUCAUUUGUAUGUUUUUGUAUACUUUUUUUUUUAAUUCAUAACUUUAUGUAACAAAGUGAUGUUAGUGAAAUUGACACCAAUAAAGAAGAUGACCUUUACUGUA